Molecule: messenger RNA, 1911 nt
Organism: Helicoverpa zea (corn earworm)
Lineage: Eukaryota; Metazoa; Arthropoda; Insecta; Lepidoptera; Noctuidae
Gene: Membrin
Product: probable Golgi SNAP receptor complex member 2
Exons: 5
Coding region: 15-692 (225 amino acids)
Biological process (GO): vesicle fusion; vesicle-mediated transport
Cellular component (GO): Golgi apparatus; late endosome membrane; SNARE complex
Molecular function (GO): SNARE binding; SNAP receptor activity
Source: RefSeq, a predicted model, not a curated record
UUUAUCUUUUGCACAUGAUCUAUCUCUUGUUGGAAGACUUCGCACACCAAAAUAACUUUAAAAUGGAAACUUUGUACCAUCAAACAAAUCAGUUGAUACAAGAAACAUCAGAAUUGUUCCAGAAGUUGGACAGGGAUCCGUCUAAUUAUGAAGGGAUAGAAAACGCUAUUCAGGCUAAAAUUAAUGCAAUUAGUGCAAACUGCGAGAGGUUGGAUAUAUACGUCUUUAAAACGCCGGUCAACCAGCGUCCUAUGGCUAAAAUGCGAGUGGACCAGCUGAAAUAUGAUAACAAACAUAUUCAGGCAUCCCUGAAUGCUGCUCAACAGAAGAGGAUAAAACGUGAACAAGAGCUGAAAGACAGGGAGCAACUGUUGAGUCGCAGGUUUGGUCAUGACCACACGGCUAUCAAUGUUGACUACCUGGCUCAGGAACAGAUGUCCUUGCAGAACUCACAUAGAAAUGUGGAUGAGAUGUUACAUACUGGUUCAAGCAUCCUGGAGACUUUGAAGUAUAAUCGCGAAACGUUGAAGGGGGCGCAUAGGAGGUUAAUAGACUUGGCCAACACUCUAGGUUUAUCAAAUGCAACCAUUUCUCUGAUAGAACGAAGGGUAGCUCAGGACAAAUACGUGCUGUUCGGUGGCAUGUUCGUCACUCUCACUGUUAUUGUACUUGUUAUAGUAUAUCUGACGUAGUUGGGGAUAGCUCUCGAAAAGGGGUACAUUCCUCUAUCAGAAUGCUAAUGCAAUAAUACUCGUUAAUCGAGGAAAUAAAAUGGUGCUUCUACAAACAACGCAUUUGGGGACUUGGUCACAUUUCAAUUGGAGAACAGUUUUUCCUGUUGGUUUGAUCAUAAGGAUAGAGGAAUGAACCCAGUUUCAAGUAUAAUCGCAAUCACCAGUCUAUGGAAUAAUUUCACAAUGAUUAAUCAUGCUUGACAGCUGAUCCGACAAGGCCACCAUACUCAUUAUUCUUGUAAUCUGUGACCCAAGACUCAAUAGUUAUGUUAUGACAAUAGAUUUUAGAUGCAUACGAACAGUAGGACUAGUAUCAAGACAAUAAGAAUGUUAUCUGAAAUUAGAUUGCGCUAAAAAUUGAUGCCAGGAUCACUAUAGCGUACAAGACUGGAGUAUUCGAUCGGAUUUAUUUAUUGGAUUAUUUUUAUUAUUUAUUAAAAAAAUAAAUUGUGCCUAAUGCAAAUAAUUUCGUAACAGACGUUAGAUAAAGACAGUCAAUGAAAUAGUGUGCAAUGAUAUCUCGUUAGCCAAUAAACUUACUAAAUGUUACGAAAACAUUUAGUAAUAGAAUUUACUUUGGACUGAGUUACUGUUGAAGUUUGCUAAGAUAACUUGUAGCAACUUUUUUGUCGUUGCCAGUAAUAAAAAUUAUGCCCAGUAGGACCAUUAUCAUGAAAUGCAAACAUGUGCUGCAGGUGACCAAAUAUCUCAGUUGAUUUGUUUUCUCUUGUCAUAUAAGUACUUUUUCUAAAAAACUUCUAACAUUAAAUAUAAAGGCGAUAUCAAGAUCUUUUUUAUGAAAGUACAUUUGUAAAUUUGAUGUUACCAAUAACGUGGUCAUUAGGAAAACCAUUGAAAGAAAGCUUUGUGAUAUCGACAAUAUUCGAUAAAGAAAUAAGUCAGUGAUACGUGUAACUACAAACACAACCUGUAUUUGAUGAAAUGUAUUAAGUAAUCAAUAUAAUUUGCUAGUUAAUGUUUGAAUUAUUUGAUUAAAGUAAAUAAUAUGUUAACUAUGUUUGUUAUCAGUUAUAUUACAUUCCUUUUGUUGAUUUAGAUUAAUUGCACGUGUUUGUGAGCCUACACAAUAUUUGUGAAUUCAAUAAAAUAGCUAAAUGUAAAGUUAUUGUAACGAUGUUAAUGUUAAGCGAUAUUUUAUUAAAUUUUCUAUUUUGGA